AUAAGAGUAUUCAAAAUUUGUAUAUGGGUUGGAAAAGGUGAAGACAAUGAGAGAGAGUGGUAGAGCGAGAGAAUGGGAUUCAGGCACUGGACACAAGGCGCGGCAUCGACGGUUAGCACUGGGUAGUGAGAAGAUUAGAAUCCAAGAGAGAGGUCGACAGUGGAAGGGGGUGGAUACAAGGCAACUUAGCUGGAAUGGGAAUCGGAAUGAGCACAGAGAGUGGGGGUAUGACAGAAGACAGUGGAAAAGAGGGAAUUGGAGUAGUCCACAGAGAAGAAGCAAGAACGGAAGGAGGUUCGGUUUUGUUAGGUUCCUUAAUGUAAGGAAUACCAAGGAACUUAAGAAACAGCUUGAUCAAAUAAAGGUUGAGGGGCAUAAAUUAUGGGUAAAUCUAACCAAAUACCCAGAGGAGAAAGAUAAAGGGGAGACAGUAAGGAGAAUCAUCCCAUCAAAAGAAAUUGUUCAUGGGAAAUCAUAUGCUGAUGCUGUACGAGGACAAGAAGGUCGUGGAUCCGGGAAAAUCGAAGAGAAGAUACCUGCGAGCCCCUUGAAAGGAGAGGAGUGGUCGGGACUGGAGUUUAAUAUGAAAGAAGAAGAGUUUCAGUGGCUGCAUGGAAGCUAUGUGGGAGUUGCUCACUUAGUGGAGAUUGUCCCCAAUCUACAAGAGAAGUUCUACAUGGAAGGGUACUUCUCAUGUAGAUUAAGAGCUAUGGGGGGAAAACUGGUCUUUAUGGACGAUGAGAACAAAGAUGAAAUUAAGGAUUUAGUGGAGGGAGCCUCAGAGUGGCUUGGUCAAUGGUUUUCAGAGAAAGUUAAAGUCAAUGGGGAUAUAUAUGAGUUGAAGUUUUCAGAGAAGGAAUUGACAAACAGUCUCUUCUCACUGAAGUAUGAUUUCAGGCCGUCUUUUAAUAGUGACUCAGAGCUUGAUGAGUCUUGGUCGGAUGCCUUUGAUUAUACAGCAGGCUUUGAUGAAGAUAGCGGGGGAGCAAAAAUCGGAGGUAAUGUCGGCGAGGAUAUUUCAGGCAGAGAAACAUUUCCGAGCAACGAGAGAGAAAGCAGGUUGGCUAUCACUUCAAACUCAGAAGCAAAAUUUGAAUUCGAAGGAAAGAGUGAUGAUGAUGAAUGGUCAAAAAAGAAGGUUAGGCUCUCACAUAGCAGAUUAGGUGAGGAAGAGUCCGUUGAUGUGGUAGCAAAUAGUUUUGAAAUGGAUAUGGAAGAGGAUGAUGCAGGGGAGAGAGAUGAUAUUAGAAUGUGUGUAUCAGGAAAUGGAUAUGCUGCCAAAGGAAAUUGGGCCGGUGAAGGAAUGUCAAAAGAAUAUUGGGCCGAUGAAAGAAUAUAUAUUAGUCCACAAAUGGGGAUUGAAAUGAGGCUCGACGAGGGAGUUAAAAAGAAGAACUCACGGGAAAAUGCAAAAAAUAAAAGCACAAAUAUUCUGAAGAAUUGCAGCUCUUGUAGCAACGAGAGGGGUAGUAUAGAAGGGAGCAGGGAAGAGGAGACGGGCACAACACAGAAAAAGGACAAGAAAAAGAUAAAGAAAAGGAGCAAAUCGUGCACUUCCGUAUACCAAAAAUCAAUCCUUCUUGGAUUCAUGAAGCAGAAGAAGAAAAGCAGGGGCAGAUGUGGCGCGAGGCAAGCGGAGGAAGAAGCAGUGCCGAUGUUCCUGCCAAGCACAAGCAACUCAAUAGCGGGUGGAUCCGUAAGAGAUAGCGGUAUUCAGAAUUGUAAUAGAUUGCUAAAGGAACUCCCUAACAAGCAGAUUGCUACUGAUAUAUGGGAGUUUGUGAAGAAGAUAGGGGUAGUUGCAGAGGAAGAAGAAUCAGUCAUCAAGAAACUUGAGGAGAUGGAGACUAGAGAUAGAACAACAAAAGAGAAAGAAAGCUUAAAGGGUCCGAGUAAAGAACAGAAGGAAACUAAAAAGAGUGGAAUAGAUAGAAAAUUUUGUAGUUUGUUGUGGAGGAUAGAGGAGUUUGAAUGGGUGGCUAAGGAUUCGGUAGGAUUGUCGGGAGGUAUGGUCUGUGUAUGGAACUCUAAAGCACUCAGAAUGAUGAAAGUUUGGGAGGAGGAGAAAGUAGGAAGCAAAGCAGUAACUAUUGAGAUGAGGGAGUUUAACAAUUUCAUAAUGGAAUCAGAACUGAUUGAUAUACCAUUAGUGGGUAGAAAAUACACAUGGUAUCAACCGAGUGGCAAGUUGAUGAGUAUAAUUGGCAGGUUCUUACUGUCUGAAGAGUGGUUGAAUAAGUGGGGGGAGGCAACACAAUGGGGACUAACCAGAACUGUAUCCAACCAUUGCUCAAUCCUUCUUAAACAUCAGAAAGUAAACUGGGGACUUAAGCCAUUCAGAUUCUUUGAUGUUUGGCUAGAGCAAGAAGGGUGUUGGGAGGUGAUAAGAGAAGCAUGGAGAAAGGAAAAAAGUCAUCGGUGGGCCGGAUUUCGUCUCAAAGCAAAACUCAAGAACACCAAAGAGGCCUUGAAGACAUGGAGCAGAAACCUUGUCCCAAAGAUAGAAAGAAGAAUAAGAGAUGCUACGGCAGAGAUCUCGCAGCUAGAUGUGAAAGGAGAGAUGGUUCAGCUAUCUGAGGAAGAGAUUGAGAGAAGAAGACAGGCAUUCUUGAAUUUGUGGGACAAUAUUAGACACAAAGAGUAUGCUGUAGCAGAAAUCCAAGAAAGCAUGGCUAGCGAAUGGAGAUGCAAACACGAAAUUUUUCCACAAUUGUGUGAAGGGGAGAUGGAAAAGGAAUGAAAUGAAUAGCAUUCAUGUAA
Messenger RNA from Rubroshorea leprosula, 2760 nucleotides. The record is from the annotation of a GenBank genome assembly. Lineage: Eukaryota; Viridiplantae; Streptophyta; Magnoliopsida; Malvales; Dipterocarpaceae.